AUGCUGCUGUCUCAAAGAAGUCUUGCUUGCGAGGUCCGUGGUGUGGGUGGUUUGACGGCAGUCCUCCGCGUGCGUCCGCCGCUGCCCUUUCACUUCUUCAAGCGAUGGGCGAUGCAUGACUUCCACACUUCGAAGUGGACCCGUCAGAACCCGUCGGCGCAGAUCAAACGGACACGCCUCGGUCGGAGUUGUAUCGAUCAGCCGACGAUGGACAUGGUCUCUGUGAGCCGGUACGGAGGGCACACGCGGCGCGAGGCGCUGGCGACGGCAUUUCGCGUGUAUCGCAGUGUUGAUCAAUCGGAAGCGGCGCGGCGGGCCGGACAAGAGGUACUGCAGACGAUGCAAUUCACGGACUUUGCCGCGGGUGAGGAGGAGGAGCAGGAGCUAGCCGUUGACUUUGCGUGUUUGUACCUGAAUGCCUGCGUUCUUUUUGGUGUCGUGCCCACGCUUGCGAUGGUGUCGGAGCUGCUGAGUUGGCUUGCAACGUCGCUUUAUAGUUCCUUCCACUGGGAGUGUGUUCUCUGCGCUCUUGCCGUGUACCUGCGGUCCUCGCAGAAAACGGCAACGGCGACAGCUCUAGCGUUUCUCAGUAUGCUUCGGGGAGCCGAGGCGGGAAAGGUGCCUGGGAGCCUCUCACGUGAUGGGGGGAUUCUGCUGCUGAUCGUCGUUGCCCGUGCGAUGGAUGUGUUGCUGAGGGCAAAUGCGAGGGCUGAGGAGCUCCAACAGCUUCUCCAGGUGCAGCUAGAAACCAUUGAAAUGCUGUGCUCCACCACACCGACACCAACUGCGACGGCGGCGAGUUUCUCAAGGGAAGAAAUGUUGACUCUGGCGGAUGCCGUCUGUUGGCGCCACGUCGCAGGCGCUUCUCUCGUCAUCGCGGCGAAGGUGCUGCCAAAGCUGCAGGUCAAAACCCAUGCGGGGCUGGAGGAGUUGUCAGUGCCGCAGUGCGCCAGACUAUUUUGCGCCUUGUGUAUUUUGCUUGCCGCCCAGCACGCUCCUGGGAGCGCGUGGACGCCGGAACAGCAGUCGCACGUUCUUGACCCGAUUGUGCGCCACCUUGACGAACGUGUCCGUGUACAUUCCGUGGAUGACGCGGUUUGUGUCUUGGUGGGGUUGCAGGCGAACAGCAUGGCGCGAUUGCGGUACAAAAAAUUUCCGUCAGCGCUGCUUGAACACAUUCGAGAGCAGCAGCAAGAGAAGCAACAGGGGUCUCAGCAAGGUCAAGAGGAGGGCGACGGCCUUGCUUGCUUGAAGCACGACGACAGCCUGCUCGCUUUGUCGCAGGUGCUUUCGCAGUUAGCGACUGACACGGACGAUGCGUUGGCUGAAGCAGCAGAGACAAUCUUGACGGAAUGUUUUUCAUAA
This is a messenger RNA of Trypanosoma conorhini, 1365 nucleotides long. RefSeq lists its product as uncharacterized. The coding region runs from base 1 to 1365 and encodes 454 amino acids. The transcript has a single exon. NCBI's taxonomy places the organism in Eukaryota, Euglenozoa, Kinetoplastea, Trypanosomatida, Trypanosomatidae. The record is from RefSeq and is a predicted model, not a curated record.